CCAACUUGCUUUUUGAAACUCUCUUCAGUACGCACGCGGCAUAGUCUCCUUCUACAUUAGGGCAAUAAUCAAUCAUGGGUGCCGUCUUUGGUGCCGCAGACAUCGAAAAGCUAGUUGCCAACUUUCCUCCUCUUUCAAUUUCAGCGAAUGGUCGUCCUGCCGUCGUUCGCAGCUUUUCCAGAAACAGUCUCAAGAAUACUGCAGAGGUCCUCUCAUAUUUCAAGACAUUGGUUGAGCGCCAUGACCAGAGAAUACAAAGAUCGAGUCUGAAUUCUGUUCUUGGCAUCGAAGAGAACAGCGAUGGCAUCCUCCUCGAUACGUUGGACUCGCAGCUCUACUACAGUGCUGAUGGUCGAUAUAUCAUACCACACCCUCUUAUUGAGAAUAUUGCCGCGGUUCUCAAGGAGCGAGCGCUCCGGUUAGCAGUCGAUCUUCACGCUUUUGCUCGGGAGCAGGACAUUCGCUACGACAGCUUGGAACGAAUGAUAGAAGAAUACUCUGGGAAGGACUGGCCUCGUGUGAUUAUCGAUGUAGAUAACACCUCGUUCCUCUGCAGCUAUGUUUACUCCGAGAGUGUCAAGACUCAAAUACACAAUGCCACUUCCGACGCUGGCACAGACAUCUGCAACAUAAGCUCCAUCAUUGGGCCAGACAUACCUGCACCCGUCGUGGCCGCUCUCGCAACGGAAAUCGCAGAAAGCAAAGGUGGCGAAGUCAAAUUUUCUGGAGAGCAUGUGGUUUAUAUACCAAAAGGGCACAUUGCAGCUGCUACAACUCAGGACGAAGAAGUUAGAACCGCUCAGGUGGGCAGUCUUGUCGUUAAACUCGAGCACGAUGGCUUUUGCGUGCUUCGAGAGUCACCAGCAGAGUUUGUGAACGAGCUCAACGGAGAUGUGGCUUUGGAUGAUGCUGUGAUAGCUGAGUUUGCGAGAAAGAACCCAAAUAGUCUCCGUCCGCUUGCAGUCGAUGUCAGGCCUGAAGCUGAGGUGGUAGCUCGCGCGAGCAGGCUCUUAAAGGAUACAAAGCUAAUAGUCAGGCCCGAGACACUCCGCGAUGAACUGGACAUAAUCAAGAUGGCUGUCGGUACAAGAGCAGGGAUCCUCUGGAGAACCGGUCCCAAUGCAGCAAUGCCUGCGAAUGUCGUGCGAGACUUGCAGCACUCUGAUUUUGGUACACAGCACAAAGAAGAGCUUGCAGACUUGCUGAUACGCAGUCCAUACGCGAAGGAACUCGAAGCUACAGCUUUGAAUUGUUUGUCCGAGCUCGAAGCGGAAAGGCAUGAACAGUUCGUGGAGCUGGUCGGCAGUAGACUCUGGUAUCCACUACACUGCUAUGCGGCUGGUGUCAUGGAAGUACAGGAUCCCACACUGAAACAGCAUCUCGAAGACUUCAUCACAGUACAAAUGAAGUCGGAUGCAGUACCUGCGACGAUCAGUGCUGCGCGAGAUCAAGGCUUUCUCAACGACAGACCGCGCAAGAAAGAAACCGAUAAGCUGCAGAAGUCGAUAGAAGAGGGCAAAAUACUUCCAGACGUUCAGAAGGCAAUCGCGAAAUUUGCGAAGAAGCUGAACAUUCCAGCACCCAGCGAGUCGCACGUGUUCACGACCAAGUCUCGCGCACUUUCACAAACGCUGAAGUCCAUGGACAGGAUGCACCGCGGGUCGGAUGUCUUGCAGAACCUGAUCUGGGUUCUGCUCGCAACAAGUGGACCGGGACUGUUUAUGAGCUCGGGCAAAGACACGAGUAGAAUGAUCAAACACUAUGAUUCCGUCUGCGAUGACCCUGAAGUUGCAGGUCUGCUUGCCAUCUGGAGAGAUAAGCUGAAAAGCGGCACUGAAGACCCUGAAGACAUUCGGCAAAUGAAGGAGCUAGCGAAGGCUGCAGUGGAGGAGUGGACAGAGGAGGAGCGUCGCAGGCCGUAUGUCGGCACGUGAAGUGGCACAAUUGUUGCAAUAAGCUUGCUGAUCUUCACAAUGCUUCGUGGGUGUGCCGAAAAUAAGCUCUGUAUUGUUGCGAGCAAUCCGAGCCAGCUUACUUCGGGUGACGCUCAAUCAACAAUCGGAUCGCGCCCCAUGGCCAUCUGCAAUUGCUAUUGUCGGCACAGGCGCUUGUGGUUCUAUCUGAGCAGAGCUAUUGUCGGCGGCACCAAUAUCAGAAGUGGGUCCACCUCCUCGCCCACUUUGCUAUUGUGCGCUAUUGUCCUAUUCACCUCACCUCCGAGUAGCUACUCACUAUUGUCACCUGGAACACGCUAAGAAAUCAAGC
Messenger RNA from Cercospora beticola, 2265 nucleotides. RefSeq lists its product as uncharacterized. The record is from RefSeq and is a predicted model, not a curated record. NCBI's taxonomy places the organism in Eukaryota, Fungi, Ascomycota, Dothideomycetes, Mycosphaerellales, Mycosphaerellaceae.